Messenger RNA from Carassius carassius (crucian carp), 1382 nucleotides. Its product is annotated as josephin-2-like. NCBI's taxonomy places the organism in Eukaryota, Metazoa, Chordata, Actinopteri, Cypriniformes, Cyprinidae. Gene Ontology annotation, biological process: protein deubiquitination. Gene Ontology annotation, molecular function: cysteine-type deubiquitinase activity. The coding region runs from base 257 to 811 and encodes 184 amino acids. The transcript is spliced from 5 exons. The record is from RefSeq and is a predicted model, not a curated record.
CAUGUGUGCUUCUGGAUGACCGCACGAGGCGUUACCUCAACGCAACAACAACACAACUUCCGGCCGAUCCGAUCCUCACGGACGAGAAACAGAAACGGUAACAGCGUCCUCUUUCCAGAGAUCCUUGUAGGUUUAGUUCUUAAGGUGUAAUCAAACAAUAAAGAUUCGAGUCACGGCUCGUCUGAAGCAGCGUUUGUUUUCUUACUGUGAAUAAAUCAUUGCUCUGCGGAUUCUGUCUUCCAGAAGCAGGGUGAGUAUGAGCGAGGGCGAGGUGUUUCAUGAGAAACAGAGACUGGAGCUGUGCGCUAUCCAUGCCUUGAACAACGUGCUUCAAGAGAGAGUCUUUACCAGAGAGACAGCUGAUGAUAUCUGCAAGCGACUUGCCCCACAGUCUGUGAUGAAUCCACACCGCUCAGUGUUGGGCACGGGAAACUAUGAUGUCAAUGUCAUCAUGGCAGCUUUGCAGAGUCGGGGGCUCGCUGCUGUUUGGUGGGACAAACGCAGGUCAGUACAGAAUUUGUGUCUGGACAAAAUUCAGGGCUUCAUUUUGAAUGUCCCGUCAAGGGUGUCUCUGGGAAUUGUGUCUCUCCCGCUGAGACGCAGACACUGGCUGGCGGUACGGGACGUCAACGGACACUUUUAUAACCUAGACUCCAAAUUAAAAGGGCCUGCCUGUAUUGGAGGAGAAACAGAACUCCGGUCAUUUCUCACUGAGCAGCUUUCUCAAGAUAUUGCAGAAAUGCUCCUUGUCGUCCAAAAGGAAGUAGACGACAAUGGGAUGUGGCUGAAAGCGGACGACACCAGGAAGUGAUGAAACAGAACAUUCUCUCUCUCCUUCUCUCUCAAUGUGGAGUGAUGACGGAGAAAGAGAGAAACACUGGAGCGCCGAAAAGCUUAAUGGAGAGCAGCACUACAAGAAGAUGCUCACAUUCAUCCACAGACACUCACACACGGAGAGAAUGAUCUUGUGUUGCCUCAUAUGAAGGAGGCGUUUAUCUGAAGUCACACGGACUGUGUUUGUGGGAGACACUACUAUAGCUGUGCCAGCCACACCACUCUCCUCUUCUCUCUUUCUAUCCUCUCAGGAACUACCGUCUCUCACUUUAUCUCUAUCUAUGCCCUCCACUGCUGAAGUAGAUCCAAGAUUUGUGUGUCUUUGUAACAACUAUGCACAGAAAUGGUACUUUAGAGUUCAAGUAUGUAUUGUUCAAUGCCUUUUAGACAUGUGUACAUCUUACUAUGCAUAAUCAAAGGAGAUAAGAAAUUGAAGCUCUAUCUCAUAGUCACGUCUUUUACUCUUUAAAGCUGUCUUGCAAACUGCCUCAUUUACAUCGACUCCACCGAAUGGAGGGAAACUGAAUAAAUUUGAUUUGUGUUAUUUA